Propithecus coquereli (Coquerel's sifaka) is the source of this 1987-nucleotide messenger RNA. RefSeq names its product ectonucleotide pyrophosphatase/phosphodiesterase 6 (gene ENPP6). NCBI's taxonomy places the organism in Eukaryota, Metazoa, Chordata, Mammalia, Primates, Indriidae. The coding region runs from base 82 to 1404 and encodes 440 amino acids. The transcript has 8 exons. The record is from RefSeq and is a predicted model, not a curated record.
GAGAAGAGCUACAGAUUCUCCAUCCUCAGUCUCUGGGAGGCGACGGCUGUGCCAGCCGGGCUCUGGCAGGCUCCUGGCAGCAUGGCAGCGAAGCUCGGGGCCCUCCUGCUGGCCCUCGCGCUGGGCCUGGCCCAGCCAGCCUCUGCCCGCCGGAAGCUCCUGGUGUUCCUGCUGGACGGCUUUCGCUCAGACUACAUCAGUGAUGAGGCCCUGGAGUCGCUGCCUGGUUUCAAAGAGAUUGUGAGCAGGGGAGUGAAAGUGGAUUACUUGACCCCAGACUUCCCUAGUCUCUCGUAUCCCAAUUACUAUACCCUAAUGACUGGCCGCCAUUGUGAGGUCCACCAGAUGGUCGGGAACUACAUGUGGGACCCCAACACCAACAUGUCCUUUGACAUCGGCGUCAACACAGAGAGCCUAAUGCCUCUCUGGUGGAAUGGAUCAGAGCCUCUGUGGGUCACUCUGACCAAGGCCAAGAGGAAGGUCUACAUGUAUUACUGGCCAGGCUGUGAGGUUGAGAUUCUUGGUGUCAGACCUACUUACUGCCUAGAAUAUAAAAAUGUCCCAACGGAUAUCAAUUUUGCCAAUGCAGUCAGCGAUGCUCUUGACUCAUUCAAGAGUGGCCGCGCUGACCUGGCAGCCAUAUACCACGAGCGCAUCGACGUGGAAGGCCACCACUAUGGCCCUUCGUCUCCGCAGAGGAAGGACGCCCUCAAGGCCGUGGACACCGUCCUGAAGUACAUGACCAAGUGGAUCCAGGAGCGGGGCCUGCAGGACAACCUGAAUGUCAUCAUUUUCUCAGAUCAUGGGAUGACCGACAUCUUCUGGAUGGACAAAGUGAUUGAGCUGAACAAGUACAUCAGCCUGAGUGACCUGCAGCAAGUGAAGGACCGCGGGCCUGUCGUGAGCCUCUGGCCAGCCCCCGGGAGACACUCGGAGGUAUAUAAUAAACUGAGCACCGUGGAACACAUGACAGUCUACGAGAAAGAAGCCAUUCCAAGCAGGUUCUAUUACAAGAAGGGGAAAUUCGUCUCUCCUUUGACAUUAGUGGCCGAUGAAGGGUGGUUCAUAACUGAGAAUCGAGGGAUGCUUCCGUUUUGGAUGAACAGCACCGGCAAGAGGGAAGGCUGGCAGCGUGGGUGGCACGGAUACGACAACGAGCUGAUGGACAUGCGGGGCAUCUUCCUGGCCUUUGGACCUGAUUUCAAAUCCAACUUCAGAGCCGCGCCAAUCAGAUCGGUGGAUGUCUACAAUGUCAUGUGCCACGUGGCGGGCGUUGCCCCUCUGCCCAACAACGGGUCCUGGUCCCGGGUGGUGUGCAUGCUGAAGGGCCAGGCCAGCGCCACCCCGCCUGUCCCUCCGAGCAGCUACGCCCUGGUCCUGAUUCUGCUCCUGCUGUUUGCAUAACUGAUCGUGUUACUUGUCCCAAAACACCGUCAGCAAAGUGUGCCUCCAAAGUGGAAUGAUUUUCAUUUUCUGUGUGAAUAAUAGCUUCAUUAACACAAUCAAGGCCAUAAAAAUUGUAAAUAUAUUAUUCUUGGAUGACUCUAUACAUAAAAGUACCUACUUCUUUAAAAGAAAAAGAAAACGUUGUUUUCCCUGAAGGCAGGAAAAAUCCUAGCCUUUCAUUUGUUCAGCCAUAUGUAAUUUUCUCCUUUCUUUUCAUAUAGUUCAUACAGGAUGAACUGUCUGAGCAGGCACCUGCUCCCGCAGCAGCCAAACUCUGAGUGGAUACUGCCUGGUCAUCCUGGGGCCCUCUUUGUCCUACCUUGUACAAAGUGGCCUUUGGACCAGGUCCUUAACUGUUCCCUGUCCACAUCCAGGAGCCAUCCUCAGGGUCUGUGGCCACAAUCCCGGACUGCUUCUUCCAUCCCAGAAAAGAAGAGCAUGAGAGCAAAAGCUGCCAUCUGUUUCUCACCCAGAUUGCAGAAUUUUUUCAUCUUUAUACGAAGUCCCAGAAAGACAUAUCUUAGCAUGGACCACCAAUCAA